Polypterus senegalus (gray bichir) is the source of this 5957-nucleotide messenger RNA. It is a transcript of the gene kcnq5a, whose product is annotated as potassium voltage-gated channel, KQT-like subfamily, member 5a. Bases 1435 to 4230 code for a protein of 931 amino acids. Gene Ontology annotation, biological process: potassium ion transport; transmembrane transport. Gene Ontology annotation, cellular component: membrane. Lineage: Eukaryota; Metazoa; Chordata; Cladistia; Polypteriformes; Polypteridae. The transcript is spliced from 16 exons. The record is from RefSeq and is a predicted model, not a curated record. Gene Ontology annotation, molecular function: voltage-gated potassium channel activity.
CAGCGGCAAUAGCACGUUGCCUGAGAAGAGAACAGCAGAAAAAGCGAGUGAGCCAGAGGUGCUUCAGAGGGUAUGUGAGGCAAAGCGAGGAGGCAGAGCAGGGCCGCUUUAUCAGCGUGGGGAUCUCCAUGAACAUGAGAACAUCCCGGGAAGACAUGAAGCAGUCCCACUGACAUGGACAUGUGCUUGGAUACAAUUAAGAAACUACUUGUAAGUAGAGAUUUCUGAUGCUUCGGCUGCUGUCCAACUUGGCAGGAUCCCUCCCCUGAAUGGGAACUUUGCGCUUCUUCACCGCAUCUUUUAUUUGCAAGAGGUGCGCAAGCCGGAAUUCCUUUGCCUACCGGAACUAACGGCUGAAUUCAUCCAGUUUAUGUAUGAAAACGCAGUACUUGGCAUUAGCCCUGAUGGGUUAAUAAAAUCAGACGUUAUUCUUUCAAAUUGUGUCCGAAUAAUCUCCUUGCUCUUUGACAGCGGCUCCGGCACAGCGUUUCUUAGCCCGGCGCACGUGUGGCACAGCUCACCGUUAUGUUGCCUUUGUGAACGAAUCAUCUUGUGAGGGGGAGCAACAGCCGCCUCUCCCCCGCCCCCAACCCCUCCGCCCUUUUUUGGUAUUUUGAUGAGUUUACAAAAUAAGGAAAUGAAAGAGUGCGUGUGCAAACAGGACGUACAGCAGGCAGUCAACCAAGGGCCUCAGCCCGGUACCAACAUCAUCACUGAUUUGAAGUUGUGACUAGACCCCUGGAUAUCCUCUAUUUGCGUGGGCUUUCUUGAAUUAUGUUUGCACUGAUGUCUUGAUCCCAGUCGCCACACUAAUAAUAAUAACGAUAGUCAUAAUAUUUGGAAUGACAUCAACUGACAAUUCAAAGGCUGGCCCUUUUGUGACACUUGGAUUGAAAGCAACAGAUUGCUUACUCAUGUGCGCAGAACAGUUUGGAAAUAGAUCUUUAGCAGUGCUUGCAAGCUGCUGUACCUCGCAUGGAAACUAAUCAUCAUCAUCAUCAUCAUCAUCUUCAUAAUAAUAUCAAUAAACUAGUACGACGGAAAUAAACACAAGCACCACACUGUGUGUGUUAAAGUAUAUUUCUUAUUUUUUUAAGAGCAGCAAAGCAUUCUUCAGCAGUAUACAUUUUGGAGAUACCGCUACUUGAGAAGCCUUGCGUGUGGUCAUAUUGACACCGGCGGAAUUGUGGCACGUGGGCCCCUGAGAACAUUUGGAGCAGAAGAUUAAACGCAUACCAGUAAAAGUGGGCAUCCCCUAACGGGUAACUCGAUGAAUCUGAACCACGUUAAGUGCUUCCCCUUUUAUACAGCGGCACGUUGGUGUUAACCGCUCUUUGCAAAAGUUCAUUUUGUACAAUCGGUUUGUCCUGGGACCUGGUUUGUGUGCAUGCUCUGGCAGCAUCAAGUGCACUCGCAGCCUCAGCUGGUGAUGCGAUGCCCCGUAACCACAGCGGAGAUGAGGGUGGCUCUGGGCUCUGGAUGAAACCUUCCCCCGGACACCGCGUUCAAGUGUAUGGAAUGAAAGAUGUGGAGUCCGGCCGCAGGAUGAAAAAUUCCACCCGCACUGUGGACUUGUUGCCCCAGCUCACCGGCUCUUGCGCUGCAGGCACAGGUGCAGGGGGCUCUGAAAGUCUGCGAGCGAAGCAAGGAGCUCGGCUGAGUCUUCUCGGGAAGCCUUUGUCCUACAGUAACAGCCCCAGCGGCCGGAGAAACGUUCGGUACCGGAGACUGCAGAACUAUCUCUACAACGUUCUGGAGAGACCCCGGGGCUGGGCGUUCAUCUAUCACGCCUUUGUUUUUGUCCUGGUGUUUGGAUGUCUCGUCUUGUCUGUAUUUUCAACUAUCCCAGAAUACCAAGACCUCUCUUCUCAUUGCCUUCUCAUUUUGGAAUUUGUCAUGAUUGUAGUGUUUGGGCUGGAGUACAUCAUUCGGAUCUGGUCUGCUGGCUGCUGUUGCCGCUACAGAGGAUGGCAGGGCCGCCUUCGCUUUGCCAGAAAGCCGUUCUGCGUUAUAGAUAUCAUAGUCCUCAUUGCCUCGGUAGCAGUUGUGUCUGCUGGUAGCCAAGGCAAUAUCUUUGCCACGUCAGCACUGAGGAGUCUUCGAUUCCUGCAGAUUCUUCGAAUGGUGCGGAUGGACCGGAGAGGAGGGACAUGGAAGUUACUUGGUUCUGUUGUCUAUGCUCACAGUAAGGAGCUUGUUACAGCCUGGUACAUUGGGUUUCUGGUUCUGAUAUUUUCAUCAUUCCUUGUCUACCUUGUGGAAAAAGAAGCAAAUGCCCAGUUUUCUACUUAUGCAGAUGCUUUGUGGUGGGGCACGAUUACCCUUACCACAAUUGGCUAUGGUGACAAGACACCACACACAUGGAUGGGAAGGCUCCUGUCUGCUGGUUUUGCACUCCUUGGAAUUUCAUUUUUUGCUCUCCCAGCUGGAAUUCUGGGAUCAGGUUUUGCUUUGAAGGUGCAAGAACAACAUCGUCAGAAGCAUUUUGAAAAAAGAAGAAAUCCUGCAGCAAGCUUGAUACAAUGUGUAUGGCGUAGUUAUGCGGCUGAUGAGAACUCAGUUUCCAUUGCUACCUGGAAGCCUCAUUUGAAGGCCUUGCAUACCUGCAGCCCUACAAAGAAAGACCAAGGCGAGGCUUCAAGCAGUAAGCUUCUUAGUAAUAAACAGAAGCUGUUCAGGAUGUACACAUCACGGAAACAUAGCAAUAAGUUAAGUUUCAAAGAACGAGUGCGAAUGGCAAGCCCUAGAGGCCAGAGUAUUAAGAACAGGCAAACGUCACUUGGAGAUCGACGGUCGCCCAGCACUGACAUCACAGCUGAAGGUAGCCCAGCCAAGGUUCAAAAGAGCUGGAGUUUUAAUGACAGAACCCGGUUUAGACCAUCCUUGAGGUUGAAGAGUCAGUCUCGCAGCACAACUGAUGCUGACACCAAUCUGGGAACGGAUGAUGGAUUUGAUGAGAAAGGAUGUCAUUGUGAUGUAUCAGUGGAGGAUCUCACCCCAGCUCUUAAAACUGUCAUUAGAGCUAUCAGAAUAAUGAAAUUUCAUGUUGCAAAAAGAAAAUUUAAAGAAACGCUGAGGCCUUAUGAUGUAAAGGAUGUGAUUGAGCAGUAUUCUGCAGGCCAUCUAGACAUGCUCUGUAGAAUCAAAAGCCUCCAAACCAGGUUGGAUGCCAUUGUGGGCCCACAGCCUCCACUGAACGCCAAACUCAAGACUUUUUCUUCCCCCUCUCUGCAUUUAUAUUACAGUCAACAUGGCAGAAAGCAGUCCACACCAGGGGUGGAUCAAAUCCUUGGCAAAGGGCAAAUCCCAGCUGAUAAAAAAAACAGAGAAAAAAUUCCCCCAGAGAAUGAGGCAGUUGAAGACCUCAGCAUGCUUGGACGUGUCUGCAAAGUAGAAAAGCAGGUACAAUCUAUUGAAACCAAGUUGGACUCGCUCCUGGAAAUUUACAGACAAGUCUUAAGAAAAGGGUCAGCUUCUGCUUUCACGCUGGCCUCUCUGCAGACACCUCUAUUUGAGUUUGACCAAACAUCUGACUAUCAAAGCUCUGUAGACAGUAAGGAGAUGCCAAAUUCAGCUCAGCUCAGUGGAUGUGUGUCUCGAUCUGCCAGUGCAAACCUACCAAGAGGUCUGCAGCGAAUUCUGUCGCCAAAUGAACUGAACAAUACAGCUUAUUACUCUUUUUCACCAACUAUGCAUGGAUUUCCCACACAGGUGCAGUUGAGCCAGAAUGAAGGGGCUGUCCCUGUCUCCACUCCCAACAAUUUAUCAAGCCAAAUAACUCAGCCAUCUAAGCCAGCAGCUCCAACUACUUUACAGAUCCCCUCUCUGACAUCACUCAAUCAUAACAAUAGGUCUGUAAAUAUUAUUCCCGUCACAACACAAGAGAGUGUUGAUGAUGUCACCUCUUGCCUUGUUGCUUCAACAGAUAGUGGACAGGUUGGAAAACCAAAUGCAAAAGAGGAAGGUUCAUGGAGAAGACACCUUGAACUGGAAAAGGAUGCAUUGGUUUCCAUGUCCCCCGUGAAUGAAAGGGAGCUAGAAAAGUCUCUCUCUGUGCAAAACCUAAUGCAGUCGACAGAGGAGCUAAACACACAGCUCUCAAGUAGUGAGUCAAAUGGAUCUAGAGGAAGUCAGGAACUCUACCCAGACUGGAAGGGGUCCAAGCUGUUCAUAUCAGACAAGGAACUGGACACAGAAAAAGAAGCUGAGAGUUUUGAGUUUCUUUCCUAACCCACCAUAGAAACAAUACUCUCCACACAGACUGGAACUGGAAGAUCAUCUCAGAGUACUGGCAGAGACAGGGACACUUCGGAUUCCCUCAGCCUGCCACAUGUCCUGCUAAAUACACACAGGUUUUGUUUGCAGACUUCCUUUACUCAUACAUAUCAUUGCAUGUAUAAUUCUGAAAAGAAAACAGAAAAAGUAUAAAUUCUUUGAAAUCAGAAAAAUGUGCAAGAAUCUGAAAGAAUAAGAAAGGCAGUUGUAUGAGCCCAUAUUCUCUUAGCUGCAUGUAAAGUGCAUGUUUUCAAAUAAAAGUAUUAUACACAGAUUGAGCCCUUCCAAAUAGCAGUGGCACAUGGAAACUCUAAACGGCAGUAAACGUUUUGCUAAUCAAACAGGGAUAUGCCAGAUCUAAUAAUUGGACUAACGUAAACCAAUGCUCAUGAUUGGCUACAUCCAACUCUAAAGAACAUUACUAUUUUACUUGGGCAAUGACCGUAGCUGGGUAAUAAAUGAUGUUUACACUUAUAAAUACCUUAAGUCCAGCUGCUAUUAGCAAAGGAUCGAGGAAAACAAAUAUUCAAAUAGUAUGGCUGCUACAAACAAAAUGCAUUAGGUCAUUAUUGAUCUGUCAAUGGUUAUAUUUCUUUUGAAUGUUCAUUUCUGUAUAUUUUUGUAAAUCAGAGUUGCAUAUAACACAGCACUUUCAAGUCGUCCUCGAGAAACAUGCUUUUUUAGUACAAAACUUUUGAAUUUGUUACACAGCCUUCAAGAGGAACUUACUGCAGUCUUAACUGAGGUGAAAUGCUUUGAAUUGUUUUGAAAAGGACUCAAAACUGGUGUAAUCUCCCCUUUUAAUUACCAAACUUUCUGUUCUUAAAAUAUUCAUGUGUGUUACACAGCAGCUUUGCAAAGUUAAUGACAUGUAGAAUGUCUAUACUUUUAUUAUCAUAUGUAUGAGAGUACAGAUUCCAAGUUAUAGUGGGCUGUAGUUGACGCAUAAGAAAAGAUUGCAGGAAAGCUGUCUUGAAGCACAAUUUGCUAGACGUACCGAGUGUACCAAAAGAGACAACGGUGCAUAUAAGUUUUCUAAUGAUCUGCUAUGAACUGUGUACUGUGUUUACAAAGCCAUCUUACGACCCCCCCUGCCCCAACAUAAAUCCAGAAGAUUCCCAGGCUGGUGAAAGCAGUACAAUAAUCUCAGAACUGCAAACUUUUACAUACCGUGGAUGUUGCAAAGAUUCAGAUGAACUUGAAUUUUUACAUUUAACCAAACAGUUCAUAAAACUGAAGUAACACACAGUACAUGAUGUAAUUACUAAUUUAUUUUCCUUAUUUUAACAAAUAUGCUUUUACAGUGCCUUUUUUUGCAUAUUAUUUUUGUUAAUUAAACUGUUACAGGUCGGCAUUUGACUCCAGUAACUUGGACUUGGCUUCAUGAACUGUGAUAUCAAUCAAUCUGUUAUGUGUUAGGAAAUACUUUUUAUUUUAUUUUUUUUCUAGCAAUCCUAAACCAACAAGUGUUUGUUAAUCUUGAUACACAUGUAAUGAUUUAUUUGGUAAUUUGUUAUACAGAACUGGCCUUAACUUACAUGCUUGAGAAUGAGAAGGUUCUGUUUAGUUGUAUCUAAUUUAUUUCAAACCUUUGUGCACAUAACAGAAAGAUUCCAAAAACUGUAAGACAAAAUGCAAAAUGACCUUUUUUCUCAUACUUCAAUAAACAAGAAAAAAUAAAA